GCCAUGGCGUCGCCGCUGCCGCUGCGGCUGCUGCUGGCUGCCGCGCUGCUCGCCUCCUGCGCCGCACAGCUCGACUACGCCGAACCGCCCGACAAACAAUUGGUGUUAAAAUGGGCAGACCAGCUUGGAGAUGAACUAUGGAGACUAACUACAUCAGUAACAAGAGCACAUGAUGUUCGAGCUAGAUACAAAUACUUGAAUGCAAGUGUCAAGGAGAGAAGUGGUGCUGAACUUCUUAAAGCUAUGAUUGAGAAUGUUGAGCGAAUGCUCAAGUCAAAAAUUGUUUCUGUCAAGUGUAUAAUGCAGAAAGCAGAGCAGCUGGCUGAAAGCUUUGACCCUCUUGAGUAUGUGAACUUCACAUAUCACAGUGCAAAAUGUUCUCCUGUCAAUGAGGAGCCAUCAGACUCAGAAUCAUGUGAUGAUGAAUAUCCGUAUGCUCCAAUGUAUCUGGAACCUGAUCGACAGUUUAGUAGCAUUCCUGUAAACAGGAGUCACAGUUCAGUCCACGUGCCCACCAACGUUUUUGAUUUAGGAGGGGAUGUGUAUGAUGGAAUUAAGUGGUCAGAGGGGCUAGAUGAAGUAUUCAUUCAGAAUCUUAAGAGUGAUCCUACCAUAUCUUGGCAACUAUUUGGUGGUGCUACAGGAUUUAUGCGGAUGUUUCCAGCCAUGAAGUGGGCACAACCAAUAGAUCUGUUUGACUGCCGCACACGCUCCUGGUAUAUUGAAGCUUCAACUUGCAGCAAAGAUGUUGUCGUCCUGAUGGACACCACGGGAUCGAUGAAAGGCCUGAGGCACACGAUUUCCAAACACACAGUGCGCACUAUUCUUGAUACACUUUCCAAUAAUGACUUUGUUAAUGUCUUCAACUUCUCAGAGAGAGCCCAGGAGACUGUGCCGUGUUUCAAGAAUAUGCUAGUACAGGCUACUUUGGAAAAUGUAAACACCCUGAAAGAUUCUUUGGAAAUAAUUGACCCAGAAGGAGUUGCCAAUUUUUCCCAGGCUUUUAUUCAGGCCUUCAAACUUCUGGAGAAAUCUAGAAACGAGCGUGACUGUGGAGGAAAUGGUACAAGACUGACCUGUAAUCAAGCUGUGAUGCUGAUUACAGAUAGUGUAACAGGGAACAUAACUGAGGUUUUUGAGAUAUAUAACCGUUUAAAUAAUGGUAGUACAAUUCCUGUCAGAGUCUUUACAUUUCUAGUUGGUAGAGAAGUUACAAAAGUCAUGGAAAUUAAGUGGAUGGCGUGUCUAAACAGAGGUGUAUUCAAACACAUUCAAAGUCUCAAUGAAGUGCGAGAGACGGUGUUUCAGUACAUCCCAAUAGUUGCACAACCAUUAGUCUUGCAAGGCGAGGUACAUCCUGUUGUGUGGACCCAUGCAGAUGCUGAUGUUGAGGAUCCAAAGCUAGCAAAAUGGCUAUUUGAUGUGAUGGAAAAUUUAGAACAGAAAGAAAAGCUAGAUAAACAUUUCCGAAAUAAAGAACUGUAUUUCAGCCAACGUGAGGAGGACAAUGUUUAUAAGCAGACUGUAGUCAAGAAAGUAUGGGAACCAGAUGAAAUCAAAUUCCAGGAAUACCAUCUUGUUACCUCAGUGUCUGUUCCAGCAUUUGAAAGAAGAAUGGAGUAUACAACAGAUAACAAGACAGAAGCUCCUUCUCUUCUUGGUAUUGCAGGGAUUGAUGUUCCUAUUCCUGAAAUUGAGAAACUCACAAUGCCUUACAAAAUUGGUGUCAAUGGCUAUGCUUUCAUAGUUACAAAUAAUGGUUAUGUUUUACUUCAUCCUGACCUUCGCCCAGUGUCAUAUGGUUACCUGAAAGACAACUAUAAUAGUGUAGACCUGACUGAAGUGGAACUUUUUGAUAGCAUGUCACCUGCUGCACCACCUCGAGAGUUGCCAGAAAAAAUACUAGAGCUGAGGGAGAGGAUGGUAAACCAUGAGGAUGGAGAAAUAUUAAACAUUUCCAUGAAAUAUCACUAUGAUGACAUGCGACGUGUGAUGAGUGAAGAACGGAACUACUAUUUUUCCGGGUUGGAAGGCACUCCAUUUAGUCUUGGUAUUUCUUUGCCUGAAGGUUAUGGCAAGUUUUAUUUAAGAGUGAAUGACAUAAUAAAAGAUCAUGCUCGGAAAGGAAAGCCAGUUACCAAUUACUUCCAAGGAAAUAACUGGAAAGUGCAUCCAAACUGGUUGUAUUGCAAAUACUUCCAUGGCUCUCUCCACAACUUUACUUCACCAGAAAGAGAAGUGUACCACUUCUUGGAGAGUAUGAGCAGUACGAACUUUCAGUGGAAGGAAAUGUUUGCUGGUGAUCCCAUAGGUCAAGAAGAGGAUUACUCCACACGCUCAACUACACCUGUGAACUGUGACAGACCAGAAAUUACAGAAGAUGAAUAUUACUGUGAGAAAGAACUGAUGCAAAUGUUAGUGUUUGAUGGAAGACUGACCCAUGAAUUCUUUGGUGACAGUUGGUCAUUUGAGAACACUGAAGAGUAUUUAAUAAAACUUUACAACACUAGCCUUAAAUUUAUGGCAACACAGAGUGGACUAACAAGAUGGCAGUAUAUAAUGGAUAUAGAAGAAGGCAAGGACGAAAUCUCAGAGUUUGGUGACCUUUUCCCUCAUUCGGUGGAGGAGGCAUGGUACAAAGCUGCAGUUAUUGAGCAUAAACAUGAUCCAGAGUCAGUUGUCAUUUCUGCUCCUUUUGAUGCAGGUAGAAAGGAUGAUGUUCCCAUAACUAUGAGUUAUGCCAUAUUUCCACGAGAUGCUGGUAAGGAGGCACCAGCAUCUGUAGUAGGACUUCAGAUACAGCACAGGGCUCUUUAUGAUCGAUUCAUGUCCAUCACAGAAGAGGGUACUCACCACAAAAAUAAAACUUGCGCACAUGAAGGACUGGACUGCUACUUACUUGAUAGCAAUGGCUAUAUAGUGAUCUCAGAGACGCUGGAACAUAUUGGACAAUUUUUUGGGGAAGUGGAGGGUGCUGUGAUGAAAGAAAUGGUGGAGCAAGGCAUUUUCAGAGAAAUUCCAAUCUAUGAUUAUCAAUCAUUGUGCUUCACCAUGGUCCCAGACAGUAGUGCUGCUGGUGGACUCUGGACACCUGUUGCAUAUGCGCAGUGGCUUAUCAGUGAGCUACUGUUGGCUUUGCUCCGAAUAAAUGUACAGCAGCUCUGGUCUCUAAACUCGGCAACAGCCACACCUCUUGAGUACUACGAUGAUGACUAUCUGGAGGAGGAAUUCACUGAACAGCCAGAACAGACAACAUUUGGGCCUACUACUGAGGCCCCAAAGAAAAAGAUGAAAAUGAAGAGGGUUGCCAAACCAUGUGAUCAGAAGUACAACUUAUAUGUGUUUCAUCCAGAGUACCUGGAAUGUAAAGAUUUCCAGUUUACCCCAGGUCACUGUUCGAGACCAUACAUUCCAUGCCGUGUUCCAAACACAAGUCUACUACUGGUUGUGGUGAAUUCUAUGCGUCCAACUUGCUUUAGCCAUCUGAGUGCUAAGUCUGAAUUAGUGGACUACAAUGAUACAGAACACCCCUGCCACAAACUACCACUGAACAAACUACCUCGGAGUCGAUUCUCUGCAUGUUUCACUGAAGAUCCAAGGGAGGAAUUGGAUAAGUACUGCGGGGCGGCUGCAGAAACAAAAGUCAGCCAUUUUGCUCUGAGUCUGUGUGGAAUUAUGUUAUAUGUCACUUCCAAGAUACUCUGAUGCUGGCUGUGACUGUUUUGGGCGACUCAGAACAGUCACAAGUUAUAUAAAUUCCUGUUCACAAGUCAGGUUUUGUUCACCUGACUGUUACAUUUCUUUAUUCAUAUGGUCCAAAAAUUCCAAGAAUCUCAUGGUAUGGUGAUCCAUAUUACUGUUCAACACUUGUGUUUAUUUGCUAUUGCUGCACAAAUGUUUAUAGAACCAAACCAGAUGAAAAUGUAAAAACAAUAUACACAUAUUAAAAAUGAAAUGUUUUCACAGGAAUAAAGUUCUACACUUUGUAACAAAGUGUGAUUGCUAUGAAUUCUUUUUUAAAAACAUAAUUCAAACUUGUGCUAUGAUUUCCUUUUAAAUAUAAUGUUAUGAAGUGAAAUGUAUAAGAAAGAAAACAAUUUUUUUUAGAAGUUACUUAAAUGAUAUUAUAAAGCUGUUGAAUAAUGGGGGUCCUAAUAUGACAGUGAUGCAUUAAGAAACACCAUUAUACAGCACGUAAGUUAUAUGUUUGAAUAUACCUGUGGUGAAUGUUACGAUACAAGCAUUAGUGAAAGUACAAACAUGUUACAAAUCCAGUAAGUCAAUCAGAAUUUCCAUGCAGAUUAUGCAGAUGAACUGGUUUAAUGUACAUUAAAUAUUAAGUAACUUUUUACUGAUAAUGAAACACUAUUUACAAAGCAGAAUGUUUUUUUUUAUUAAGAUGUGAUAAGUGCUGUAGAAAAAGACACGUAAAAAAAUUGGUUCUUUCAUGUAAAUAAAAACUGCAACUGCCUAUCUUAUAUUCUGGCACAUUCCCAAUUGUUAAAGCAUAGCAUUGUAAUUUUUAUUUAUACAAUACAGUCAAAAGUACAAGAAAAAAUAAGACAUAAACACAAAAUAGACAUAAUACAAAUGAUCACUAAACUGACAAGCAGUCGUUAUAUGAUAAUGUUAUCCAGUUGAGGUUUGAUGGUGUAUCCAUGAAAAAGUUGUUUGGAUCACUCAGGUAGACUCCCAGUAUAAGCUCCUUGACAACUCCAAAGGUUGUAUGCACACACUGUUGCUGUCAGUGAUGAAUUUGCUAUUGAAAAGCUGUUGGACCAGUUGCAGGCCUGGAUUUGUGGAACGUAGUCAGUUUGUUGUCAACCCAGGAAUGUCUUCAUGGAUGUAAAGUUGAAGAUGGUUAAUUAUUUUGGAAUAUUCCUUCAGUAGGACUUCUUGUCCUCUUAACAGAGGAGGGGCUAUGUAGCUGAGUGUUGGAAGCCAGUUCAUGGAGUUGUUCUUAUGCAUCCAGAGAUGAUUCCCAUGGUUGUAUUGAGAGAGUGAAUCUUUUUUAUGUGAGGGCUGUUCAACUACACUGGAGUACAGUAUUCAGCCUUGGAAGAUACUAAACUGACUGCAGAAGUUCGAAAUGUGUCUGCUUAUACUCUCCAGUUAGUACUGCAGAGUUUACAGAUAAGUUUGUUUUGUGUGUUUAUUUUCCAAGAAGUUUUUCAAGAUGCUUCCUGAGAGAUAGUGUCCUUUCAAGGGUUGUUCCAAAUUAAUUUGGAUGACUCUGGUAGGGAAGGACUGUGUCAUUCAUAAGGACCUUUAAUUUAUUGUAGAAGUGGAACAUGCUGACUUUGGUUUUAGAAAGAUUGGGUACAAGUCUCCCAAUUGUAAAAUGUUUAUGUAGUUGGUUGAGUUAAUUAGUUAAAGAGUGUUUUCAGCACUUUUGAAUUCCUUAUGCUGAACGGUAAGUGCUGGAUUGUCAGUAUAUCCAAAUUUCUUUGUGCUGGUUUCAAGUAUGUCAGAAAUACAAAAGGUUGAAAGAUAGAGGGGAUAUUACUGACACCUGAGGUAGUUUUCUUAGUUUCCUGUGUAUUAUUUAAUUAUUUUCUUUGCUUAUGAGAUUUCCUGGACUGCUUGUUAUGGCCUGUCUGAGUGUGUGUUAUUGAUUAGGCUCAAUGUGGUUUGGCAGGAGAUAGCUCUGAUCAAAUUAUAUAAAAGCCCUUCUGCCCACACUGUGUCAUAAUUGGCAGUCAUUGACAAAGGCUACAGAUAUCUUCAGUUGUUUCUUAAAUCCAGCUUCAAUGUGUGUAGCCAGGCUCAGAACCUGACUUGUGCAGCUACUGUUUGGUCUGAAACCUGCUUGUUCUACAUGAAUGUUUUCCAGAAUUCUUGUUCUUAUCCUGUUUAACAGAAGUCUCUCUAAAAAGUUUGUAGCAACAGUUUAGAAGAACUGCUGGGUGAUAAUGUACUUCAAAAACACAAAAAGACAUAAAAUAAA
Molecule: messenger RNA, 5947 nt
Organism: Schistocerca piceifrons (Central American locust)
Lineage: Eukaryota; Metazoa; Arthropoda; Insecta; Orthoptera; Acrididae
Product: voltage-dependent calcium channel subunit alpha-2/delta-3-like
Exons: 28
Coding region: 4-3705 (1233 amino acids)
Cellular component (GO): voltage-gated calcium channel complex
Molecular function (GO): voltage-gated calcium channel activity
Source: RefSeq, a predicted model, not a curated record